Messenger RNA from Toxorhynchites rutilus septentrionalis, 1351 nucleotides. RefSeq names its product beta-1,4-galactosyltransferase 7 (gene beta4GalT7). NCBI's taxonomy places the organism in Eukaryota, Metazoa, Arthropoda, Insecta, Diptera, Culicidae. The coding region runs from base 209 to 1147 and encodes 312 amino acids. Gene Ontology annotation, biological process: proteoglycan biosynthetic process; carbohydrate metabolic process. The transcript has 3 exons. The record is from RefSeq and is a predicted model, not a curated record. Gene Ontology annotation, molecular function: xylosylprotein 4-beta-galactosyltransferase activity.
CACACAUGAAUGAUUGUAAUCAUUCGUUACGGUGAUUUUAAAUAUAGUCUACCACAUAACCGGACCGGAUCAAUGAAUUUAGCAGCGAUAGAAUGUUUUUGUUCAUCGUGACCAAUUAGAAUGCAUAUAAUGCUUCCAGUAUUUACAUCUGGGAAUAAUCGUUUGGAACUAACGAUGAAUUAACUAAUAUUCAUUACCUUGGAUUGCAAUGAUUGUUUUGAGGUCUAUUUACGUGCGGUUCCUAAGCAUCAUUCUUCUGGCAUCGAUAUGUGUCACAUUACUGAUUUCAAGUCUUCCGAUAUCAUCUGAGACGUGCAAAUGUGAAGGUGCUUCUGAACGCGAUAUCCAACAUGAGAAAUUUCACAGAAGUUUUAAAGAAACGUUUACUUCGGAAAAACCCAAGUUAGCACUGUUGGUUCCAUUCCGAGAUCGAUUCGAUGAAUUACUUCGAUUCGUUCCUCACAUCUCGGCGUUCCUGAAUCGACAGCAGAUUCCAUUUCACAUAUUUGUGUUGAAUCAGAAUGAUCGAUACCGUUUCAACAGAGCAUCGUUGAUAAAUGUAGGAUUCGUACAGGUUAAAGAUCACUAUGAUUAUAUUGCGAUGCAUGAUGUGGAUUUGCUUCCACUCAACGACAAUCUAAAAUACGACUACCCAGGAGAUGGACCCCUGCAUAUUUCCGGCCCCGAAUUCCACCCAAAGUACCAUUAUGCCACAUUCAUUGGGGGAAUCCUGCUGCUCAAAACCGAACAUUAUCAGCAGCUCAAUGGCAUGUCGAACAACUAUUGGGGAUGGGGUUUAGAAGACGAUGAGUUCUACGUGCGCAUAAAGGAAAUGGGACUAGAGAUAGCGCGUCCUCGGAAUAUAACCACCGGUGUUGACGAUACGUUUUUGCAUAUCCACGAUCGAUUGCAUCGAAGACGUGACACAACUAAAUGCUUCAAUCAGCGUGAAAUCACGCGUCGAAGAGACCGCGAAACGGGACUCAGCACCCUACGAUAUAGAAUCGACAGCACUAAGGAGCUAACCAUCGAUAAGGAUGCGUUGACAGUGCUUAACAUUAACCUAGAGUGUGAUAAAUCGAAAACGCCAUGGUGUGAAUGUGUUUCUGAAACAAAGAGUCGGUUGGAAAGCAAGAAAAAAAAUUAGCUAUUCUCUUCAAACUAUGAAAUUAACAUCCAGUUGCCAUAAUCAUUCGCCGUAAUACCCAUUUACUAAUCAGUUUCCCUCUUAAUGCAAAACACUGAACCAUAUCAAACCAAUCAUUUUAUCCAUAAUUUUUUCUCAUUUCCACAUUUGCUUUAAAUUUGUAGGAUGAGGAACUAAUCUCGCGAUACACAUAAUACAAAACAA